Malaya genurostris is the source of this 2869-nucleotide messenger RNA. RefSeq names its product proclotting enzyme. The coding region runs from base 798 to 2855 and encodes 685 amino acids. The record is from RefSeq and is a predicted model, not a curated record. The transcript has 5 exons. Gene Ontology annotation, molecular function: serine-type endopeptidase activity. Gene Ontology annotation, biological process: proteolysis. Lineage: Eukaryota; Metazoa; Arthropoda; Insecta; Diptera; Culicidae.
GUCGCGUAGCAGACCAUCGCCAUUCGCUGACAGAGUCCGUCAGUUAAUCCUUACCGCCGUUUGCCACUGCACUGCCCAUCGGAACCGAAAGCACUUAGUGGAAAGGCUUAACCUUACGCGGUUUUGGGGUUGUUUCGAUCAGUUUCGAACUGGCUCUGAACCACGGCGGUCGUCGGAUUUUUUUUCUACGUCUUCUUCUGCUGGUUAGCCGUGUUGGCUCGAGUGACUUCCUGCUGGGACGUGUGAUCAUAAUACAAACAGGAAAAAAAUAAGCAUAACGAUCCAUAAAGUGUUACUUUCUUCGUCGAGCAAGUUGAGGUGAAGCAAUUUGUCAACCGAAGAACAAUGCGCGCGUGCGUCGUGUGAUGAAAGACGAAGGGAGAUUAUUCAAGUAGUGCCCCUACGACGGUCGGUUGUGUAAUAUGGUUUUUUAAAGAAGUAACGAAAGGCAAUAAACAUCUCUUGAUUUGCCUUUUGUACCGUUUUUUUUUCUUUCUCGUUGGUGAGAAGAUGUAACUAGUUUCGGAGGGCAUCGAAGAAACCUUUUUUGUUCCUGACGCAGCAGAAAAAAAACCGAAACGACUUGUGGAAGGAGUUCGAAAGAUCUCCGAGUUUGUUUUUUAUUCGUGAUAAAAUUCGAUUCAGGCUGCUUACAGUGACGGAAAUCGUCGACUUUUGUGUUUUGUUGUUUUGGUGCAGUUACAUAAACAGCAUCCGCAAGCGAACGGAUUUGAUACCGAGCGGAGACACGGACUUGAAGGUGAACGAAAUACUUUGGCGCGAAAAACCGGAGGAAAAUGAAGCCAAACUGGAUUAACGUUUCAAUAACUGCGUUGAUCGUGACGACGCUUGUUAUCGCAGUUUGCCAAGCGGAAGAUGGCGGUGGAGGAGGAGCCGCUGAAGGAGGCGGUGGGAAACGGACUCCGACGCUGAUUGACUCCGGAAUCACCGGUCCGACCAAGGUGGGCACGAAAGAAGGUUCUCGUUUACAGAGUACUGCCAGCGGUGCGUUGACGAAGAAGAAACCAGCCAAACCCUCGACGGCGGAUGACGACGAUGACGACGAUGAUGAUGAUGAUUUCCUGGACUUCCUGGGGGAUGACGAUGAUGAUAGCGAAGAUGACGAUGAUGAUGAUGACGAAGAAGAAGAAGAAGAGGAAGAGGUUGAAGAAGCGGAGGAAGAAACAAGUACCGAUGGUGGGAGGCUUUGGUCACCGGAGGUGUUUAACAAGAUUUCUAAUACGCUGGGAGCGUUGAAUACGGUGGGAAGAUAUAUCGUCAACAUAACCAAGGGACAGGAACCGGUGCCGGCCAAUGCGAUAAGUAAGGAUCCACAGGAAAAUGUUCCGAACGCGAUCUUGACCCUAACGGAAACGGUUCUGGGUCAUAAUGUUACCAAAACAUUCGAACCAUUGAUCAAACGGGUGGGAGAAUCGGGAGUUGAACCAACGGUAAGUUCAACAACAACGACAACAACAACGACAACCACCACAACCACAACAGCAGUGCCAUCGACAAGCACUUUGACGACUUCCGAAGCGACACCUAUUACUGAAUCUUUUUUGAUUGUUCAGAACAAGGAGGACGUUGCUGCGGUGACGGCUACCAGUGAAAUGCAGAAGAAAAAGAAAAAGAAGAAGAAUAAGGUAAAACGGAAGGAUCCAACGCACGUGGAAACCACGAAGAAACCACCAGUGAUUAAUAAAAUUGUUGAGUCCAGUAAAGACGCGGAAAACCGUUGCACCACUCCGGAUGGACGCCCUGGUCGUUGCGAAGACCUCAGCACCUGUCCAGGAUUGUUGUUAGAUUUAACACAUCUGAGAGAAUCGCUUUGUUUCAAAAGUUUGUUUGUACCGGGUGUGUGUUGUCCCUUACCUGCCAGUACGGCAUUAACAACCUCCAAACCUACCACAAGACCGACGAUUCGUACAACUCCGCAAAGUUUGGUGCUGAGUCCCAUCGUCACGAAGCCAACCACCACAAAGCGUCCGCUGGUGCCAGUGUAUCCGCCACAGACGACCACGGAGUCGGUACUGGCGGCAACCCUGAAUCCAAUCACGGACAAUUUUGUAGACCCAGAAGAUUGCGGUCAGCAGGAGUACUCUUCGGGUCGAAUUGUCGGCGGCAUGGAAGCUCCGAUAGGUCAAUGGCCUUGGAUGGCAGCCAUCUUUUUGCACGGUCCCAAACGAACGGAGUUCUGGUGUGGUGGAUCAUUAAUCGGAACCAAGUACAUUCUAACGGCUGCCCAUUGUACGCGGGACUCUCGGCAACGACCCUUCGCCGCCCGACAGUUCACGGUACGGCUUGGUGAUAUUGACCUCUCGACGGAUGCGGAACCGUCGGCUCCGGUCACGUUCAGGGUGACGGAAGUGCGAGCUCAUCCAAAGUUUUCCCGGGUUGGAUUCUACAACGACAUCGCAAUUUUGGUGCUGGACCGGCCGGUCCGGAAGUCCAAGUACGUUAUUCCGGUGUGUACUCCUAAGGCAAACCUUCCCUCGAAGGAACGGAUGGCAGGUCGCCGAGCAACCGUUGUCGGCUGGGGCACGACCUACUACGGUGGCAAGGAAUCCACCAAACAGCAACAGGCGACGCUGCCGGUGUGGCGCAAUGAGGACUGUAACCACGCCUACUUUCAGCCCAUCACGGACAAUUUCCUGUGUGCGGGAUUCUCCGAGGGCGGUGUAGAUGCCUGCCAGGGGGAUUCCGGCGGUCCGUUGAUGAUGCUGGUCGAGGCCCGCUGGACGCAGGUUGGGGUGGUUUCGUUCGGCAACAAGUGCGGCGAACCGGGCUAUCCGGGCGUCUACACCCGGGUCAGCGAAUACAUGCAGUGGAUACGGGAGAACACCCAGAAGUAGCGGGAACCGCACGG